Messenger RNA from Aspergillus nidulans FGSC A4, 354 nucleotides. RefSeq names its product RNA polymerase II mediator complex head subunit MED22. Gene Ontology annotation, molecular function: transcription coregulator activity. The transcript is spliced from 4 exons. The coding region runs from base 1 to 354 and encodes 117 amino acids. The record is from RefSeq and is a predicted model, not a curated record. Gene Ontology annotation, cellular component: nucleus; mediator complex. NCBI's taxonomy places the organism in Eukaryota, Fungi, Ascomycota, Eurotiomycetes, Eurotiales, Aspergillaceae. Gene Ontology annotation, biological process: regulation of transcription by RNA polymerase II.
AUGGACCUACAACCGACGUCUAAGAACAUGCACAACCGCAUAAACACCGACAUCUCGCAAUUACUACAGCGGUUCGAGAAUAUCAUGGCUACUGCUACGGUCGAAAGCACAAGCCACACCACAACUGCCGUCGAGACAUAUCAGCUAGAUGUCGAGUCUACGGCACUGAUCCGCGCCGCGGAAGACAUCCUCUCACUCACCCGUACAAUGAAGGAGACUUGGCUAUUUGGCAAGCUUGACACACUGGGCGAAGACGAAUCCGAGACCAAACGCCGCGAGGGAUUGGAGCAGGAUGCCGCUGUCAUUCAGAAGAUCAUUGAGGAUGCGGGAAUAUUAAAGGCGCCCAAGAAAUGA